Molecule: messenger RNA, 531 nt
Organism: Nannospalax galili (Upper Galilee mountains blind mole rat)
Lineage: Eukaryota; Metazoa; Chordata; Mammalia; Rodentia; Spalacidae
Gene: Pcp2
Product: Purkinje cell protein 2
Exons: 4
Coding region: 40-462 (140 amino acids)
Molecular function (GO): protein binding; guanyl-nucleotide exchange factor activity
Source: RefSeq, a predicted model, not a curated record
GCCCCCCAAGGCGGGGGCCCAGGUUAGGGAAGGAGAGUCAUGUCUCAUUUGGAGCCGCUCUGCAGACCUGUAAGGACCAUGGCAGGUUCACCAGACCAAGAGGGCUUCUUCAACCUGCUGAGCCACGUGCAGAGUGAUCGAAUGGAGGAGCAGCGCUGUUCAUUACAGGCUGGGCAGGACCAGACCCCAGAGAACCAGGGUAGCCCUGCGCCCGAGAUGGACAAUCUCCUGGAUAUGCUGGCCAGCACUCAGGGCCGCCGCAUGGAUGACCAGCGUGUGACAGUCAACUCUCUGCCUGGCUUCCAGCCCAUUGGUCUCAAGCUGAUGAUUCUUCAUCCACAGGACGGAAUGCAGAAGCGACCUGGGACCCUCAGCCCUCAACCCCUGCUCACCCCUCAGGACCCUGCCGCACUUGGCUUCCGCAGGAACAGCAGCCCCCAGCCCCAGACACAAGCUCCCUGAGAACUCCAGUUAUCCUGGGCCCCCCACUGGGCCCCUGAAAGCAGACAAUAAAAGACUGGACACAAGCAA